Messenger RNA from Saccostrea cuccullata (small rock oyster), 1565 nucleotides. RefSeq lists its product as uncharacterized. NCBI's taxonomy places the organism in Eukaryota, Metazoa, Mollusca, Bivalvia, Ostreida, Ostreidae. The record is from RefSeq and is a predicted model, not a curated record. The transcript has 3 exons. The coding region runs from base 213 to 1565 and encodes 450 amino acids.
CCUAUAAAGAGGAAAAAACCUUAAGUAUUACAGACUUUGCUGGACAAAGUGCAUAUUAUGCCUGCCACCAGGUGUACCUCUCAAGGAGAGCAUUGUAUAUACUUGUUAUUGACUUAUCAAAAAAUCCAAAUGAACCAGUAUCGUCCGAGCAGAAUUUUUCCAGAGAAAAAUUAUUUGAAAACUGGACGUAUAGAGAUUACAAUAAAUUCUGGAUGGAGUCCAUCAGUACAUAUUGUGAUACAGCUAGUCCAGUCAUCUUAGUCGGUACCCACAAAGAUGUCGCCAAUGAGCACACGGUGAAGAAUGAAGAUCGGUUCUGCAGCUUUCUUUCACAACUCCCAGAUGUCAGUCAAUUACAACAACAUCUCCAUAGAAAGAACUACUUUGAGUUAGGGAAACCGGGCGAAAGCAGAGAUGAAAUGGAUAGACUUGAGAAAUGUAUUGUCGAAAUGGUAAAGAAACAAUCUACAUGGGGAGAAAUAGUACCGAAACUAUGGAAAGACUUUGAUCAGGAAUUAUGCAAAUUCAAAAUUAAGCGGAUAAUAACUAUUUCGGAUUUAAUCAAUUCAAACAAUUGUAAAAUCCCGAAACAAAAUGAAGACGUCUUGGACAUGCUACGAUUCUAUCAUGAUUGUGGCAAAAUUUUAUUUUUCAAUGAAACAGGUCUUUCAGAUAUUGUGAUUCUUGAUGUCCAAUGGUUUGUCGAUGCAUUUAAGAAUGUUAUUACUGACGAAAAUCACAGGACACAUGUUUCAUCAAAAGAGUGGACUUCCUUUAAUGAAACAGGAAUGCUAGAAGAUAAACAUCUUUUAACAAUCUGGACAGAGUUAGGGUUACAUGAGAUGAUCGAGUACAAAGACACGGUACUGUUAUAUAUGCAGCGGCUUGGCCUGAUCGCUGUGGGGAAAGGAAAACUCUAUGUACCAAGUGUGAACAAACAAGAACUAUGCGACAAAGAUUUUGAACGUAUUAAAAGAACAAAGCAUACCAGUAUUUUAAAAUUUAGUUUUCCAAAGUUUUUACCACAUUUUUAUUUCUAUAGACUUGUUGUAGCAAGUAUGGAACAUUGGGAAUCACAGGAAGAUGGCAAACUUCCGUUGCUUUUCAAAAACGCUGCCUUCUUUAAGUACACGGACAACUGUCAUCGAAUAGUCUUGGGUGUAAGCAGUACACAAAUUCACCUUCAGAUAUAUACUUGCAACUCAAAACCAUUGAAGAAAGAUGUUACGUUAAAUAUUCGCCAAAAGAUUGAAUCAUUUUUGGAGCAACUAACCCGAACUUUUCAUAAACCGGUUGAAUACUAUCCCGGAUUUACUUGCAAACCAACCAAUGUAACAGAGGAAAGUGAUGAUGCUGUUUUUAUUCGUGAGUCAGAGGCAGUUGAGUUUUAUUCAGCUGAUCCUUCUGAGUCGUCCUCACCAUGUCCACGACAUAACAGAGAUGAACAUAAUCUAAGUUGGAAACAAAUGCUAAAGUACUGGACAAAGGUAAUUUCUAACAAGGCCAUGCUUUUUUAUUCUUUUUUUUUAAAUUUUGAUAACAUGCAAUUGCAUUGUCAAUCAUAA